This is a messenger RNA of Fusarium mangiferae, 1260 nucleotides long. RefSeq lists its product as uncharacterized. NCBI's taxonomy places the organism in Eukaryota, Fungi, Ascomycota, Sordariomycetes, Hypocreales, Nectriaceae. Gene Ontology annotation, biological process: peptidyl-serine phosphorylation; peptidyl-threonine phosphorylation. The transcript has 2 exons. Bases 1 to 1260 code for a protein of 419 amino acids. The record is from RefSeq and is a predicted model, not a curated record. Gene Ontology annotation, molecular function: ATP binding; protein serine/threonine kinase activity.
AUGAACACUCUAAGAGAUGAAAUCGAAAUCCUUAGGAUAAGUAACGAAAAUAGCUUAGGCAGAGAUUUCGUGCCCGAAGCCAAGCUGUUCAUCCUUCUGACCGAGGCCAAGAUUCGGGCAUGCCUCCGGGAAAUGAAUAUCGCAGAUCACGAGAGAGAAGAGCUGGUGCAUGCUAUUAUGUACGGAGCCCGGAGAUGCUUUUCAAUCCUACUCCUUCUCAAUGGCGGAGAGAGAAUUACUGGUUUCUUCAAACACGACCUGAUGCAGAAAUCCAACCCUGACGAUAGAUUUCCCUACACUACAGAGCCCCUCCAGCGAGCGCUUGGGAUUGACUCCUCUCCAGCUUUUAUCAAAAGAUUCAUGAAUAUCCAGUGGUGCUUCAUGGUACCAGUCCUGAGAUCACACUCUAUUCUACGGGAACUAGACAAAUCCACAGUAUUGCCGUAUGUCCGCGAAAAGCUACUCGGUUCCGGAGCCAUGGGUGAUGCCUAUCUAGUUGACCUCCAUCCUGAGUGUCACGAACUGCCUAUCAUCAAGCACCAGGAGCUCAAACAGAGCGCCGACGAAGGUAUUGAGUCCUUCAUGCGCGAACUUAAGAACGUCGCUCUUCUCGCACAUCUCAAACAUCCCAAUAUCGUCAAGCUCUACUGCUCCUAUGUUCAAGACAUGCCUUCAAGACGCUGCAACUUCAUCUUCGAAGUGGCAGAAGGGGGGUCUUUGGCAGGACUUCUUGACGGCCGUUAUGAAGGACCACAGCUCGAGGCCCAUCAGCUUCUAUGGGGGCUUGCAGACCUGGCAUCAGCUGUCGACGCUGUCCAUAACUUCGUUUCAGAUACAUUGGAUCUUGAGUUAACCGGCUGCCAUCAUGACCUGAAGCCCCAAAAUAUCCUCAUCCAAGGCGAGACACUGGUUCUAAUCGACUUUGGUCUUUCAACCUUCAGAAACCCCAACGAGGACUCUCUGACAUUGUUCAAAGAGACUAGAGGUUCUUAUAUCGCGCCGGAGUGCCAGAGCUCCAUUGAGGGACGUGUCAAGUCCCACAAAGUGGGUAGAGCAAGCGAUAUCUGGUCUUUUGGCUGCGUUCUGAGUGAAGUCUUUACGUUUCUUAUUUGUGGCUCUGCCGGGGUCCAACAGUUCCGCAACAAGCGAGUCAUCUUAUUUACACAGGGGAUCGAAUGGUCACGAUUUCACGUUGGACCAGGGAGGUCUAACCCAGCUGUCAGUCAGUGGCUUCGGUAUCUUGAGGAAAAAGGAUCCUAA